Truncatella angustata is the source of this 1104-nucleotide messenger RNA. Its product is annotated as replication factor C. The record is from RefSeq and is a predicted model, not a curated record. The transcript has 3 exons. Gene Ontology annotation, cellular component: DNA replication factor C complex; Ctf18 RFC-like complex; Rad17 RFC-like complex. NCBI's taxonomy places the organism in Eukaryota, Fungi, Ascomycota, Sordariomycetes, Amphisphaeriales, Sporocadaceae. Gene Ontology annotation, biological process: DNA-templated DNA replication; DNA repair. Bases 1 to 1104 code for a protein of 367 amino acids. Gene Ontology annotation, molecular function: DNA binding; ATP hydrolysis activity; DNA clamp loader activity.
AUGCCAGCUUCGACGUUCGAAACAAUACCAGCAGAGACGGGCGAGUCUUCGACGUCCGCGGCCAAAAAGCUGCUUAAUGCAAGCACCAAUGGCAACGGCAACGGCAGUGGCGCUUCCAACUACGAGUUGCCGUGGGUAGAGAAAUACAGGCCCGUCUUCCUCGACGAUGUGGUUGGCAACACGGAAACCAUCGAGCGCCUCAAGAUCAUCGCCAAGGACGGCAACAUGCCCCACGUCAUCAUCUCCGGCAUGCCCGGCAUCGGAAAGACGACGAGCGUGCUGUGCCUGGCGAGGCAAUUGCUAGGCGACUCCUACAAGGAGGCAGUGCUGGAGCUGAACGCCUCCGACGAGCGUGGCAUCGACGUCGUACGAAACAGGAUCAAGGGCUUUGCCCAGAAGAAGGUUACACUGCCCGCCGGCAGACACAAGAUCGUCAUCCUCGACGAGGCCGACAGCAUGACCAGUGGCGCACAGCAGGCUCUGAGGAGGACCAUGGAGAUCUAUUCCAACACCACACGCUUCGCCUUCGCCUGCAACCAGAGCAACAAGGUCAUCGAGCCCCUGCAGUCCAGGUGCGCCAUACUACGCUACGCCCGCCUGACCGAUGCCCAGGUCGUCAAGCGUCUACUCCAGAUCAUCGAGGCCGAGAAGGUGCAGUACAGCGACGAUGGCCUCGCAGCAUUGGUCUUCAGCGCCGAGGGAGACAUGCGACAGGCCAUCAACAACCUGCAAUCCACACAUGCCGGUUUCGGCUUCGUCAGCGGGGACAACGUCUUCAGGGUCGUCGACUCACCGCACCCUAUCAAGGUGCAGGCCAUGCUGAAAGCAUGCUACGACGGCAACAUCGACAGCGCCAUGGACAGUCUCCGUGAGCUGUGGGAUCUCGGCUACAGCUGCCACGAUAUCAUCAGUACCAUGUUCAAGGUCACCAAGACCAUCCCAACUCUGAGCGAGCACAGCAAGCUCGAGUUCAUCAAGGAGAUCGGCUUCACGCACAUGAAGAUUCUGGAGGGAGUGCAGACGCUGCUGCAGCUCAGCGGCUGUGUCGCGCGUCUGUGCAAGAUCAACAUGGACCCGAAACGGUUCGAGGCGAAAAUCAAGUGA